AUGGCGUACAAUGAGCUGUACCAGUAUUCCGUCGUGUCAUCGCUCAUGGAAGGCGUCGGGGAAACGGGGAUCCCGUAUAGCCAGCUCGUCACGCACGGCGACCAUGGGCUGGGCACAUUUCGCCGGAUGACCGGGGAGAUGAUCUGCCUGGACAACCAAGUCUACCAGAUGAAGUCGGACGGCUCCAUUGUGACGAUUGACACUUCGACCGGUGACGAUGUAGCUCCUUUCGCCAUGGUUACGCGCUUUCAACCCUCCGUCACCACAAGCAUUGCGUUCGAUAGCAAACACGGCCUCUCCGACAUCAUGACCAAGCUGUUCCCAAAGACCAAGAAUCGCUAUUUGUCGUUUCGACUGGACGGCCUUUUCGAGUCAGUCGCCGUACGAACCGCAGAUGGGCAGAAAUACAAGCACGAGAAGCUCACAGAGCUGCACCAGCGCCAAACGACCUACGAGUUCACCAAUGUCCGAGGAAGUCUCAUUGGAUUUCGAUCGCCAGAGUUUUUACAAGGAGUCAGCGUGGCGGGCGAUCAUCUACAUUUCAUUUCCGACGAGAGAGACCGUGGUGGUCAUGUGUUGGAUUGUAAGUCUGCGGGCGAAGCCCAGUUUUCUGGGUCGAUAAUGAGCACGGUGCAUAUGCAGCUCCCAGACGAUGAUGAAUAUAAUGAAGCAAAUCUCGAGCUUGAUGAUGAUGGGAUACGCAAAGUGGAGGGCUGA
Messenger RNA from Trichoderma aggressivum f. europaeum, 717 nucleotides. RefSeq lists its product as uncharacterized. Gene Ontology annotation, biological process: acetoin biosynthetic process. Gene Ontology annotation, molecular function: acetolactate decarboxylase activity. The transcript has a single exon. Lineage: Eukaryota; Fungi; Ascomycota; Sordariomycetes; Hypocreales; Hypocreaceae. The record is from RefSeq and is a predicted model, not a curated record. The coding region runs from base 1 to 717 and encodes 238 amino acids.